Messenger RNA from Amphimedon queenslandica, 810 nucleotides. RefSeq names its product lysyl oxidase homolog 4-like. Gene Ontology annotation, cellular component: membrane. The record is from RefSeq and is a predicted model, not a curated record. The annotation marks the transcript as partial. NCBI's taxonomy places the organism in Eukaryota, Metazoa, Porifera, Demospongiae, Haplosclerida, Niphatidae. The transcript has 4 exons.
GAGUAACUUCCUAGAAAGCUGUAAACUAUGGUACAUUUCAAAAUGUUGUUCAAGAAGUGCCACUUGGCCCACUUCCUAGUUUGUGUUAGCAUAGCUGUUGUGGCAGUUGAGUUUGCUGGAGGAGCAUGUACUAAAGGAGCCAUCAGAUAUGAUCCAGCAUACAACAAUACAGUUGUACAGAUAUGCUUUAAUAAUAGAUGGGGAUAUAUCUGUGCAAACAGUGAUGGAGGAACCAGGCAAAGAGUAGCUAAUGUAAUCUGCCAACAGAUGGGAUAUUCUAGACACUCUCAGUCUGAUACUGGUAUCACUCGGAGAAGAUUAAAUCCUGCUCCUACACCUAGUUUUAUUAAAUGGUUUUAUUGCUCAGUUAAACCAAUUUCCCAGCAAAACAUUUUAGAUUGUUCGCGUAGUGUUAAUAGCUAUCAGCCCAACCUGAAAUGCCCUAACUACUAUAUUGCUGCUAGUAAUUGUACCAAUACCUCAGUCUGUCAAAAUGGACAGAUACAAUUACUUGAUACUAAUGCUGUAUUGCUGUGUGUAAAUGGAGAGUGGCAUGCAUUAUGUAGUACAACAUGGUCCUCUACUCAGGCACAAGUUGUAUGUAGACAACUAGGAAAGAAUGCACAAGGAGCUAUGCCAGAUAAUAUUUCAGUACCUACCAAUAUUUCAGUAUUACAAGCUGGCUUUGAAUGUAAUGGAAAUGAAAAGUUUCUUUAUGACUGUUUAGAUUAUCGCUUAUACUCCUGUAGUAGUGGCACUGUCGCUGGUGUUAUAUGUGAAAACUUGCCUGGUCCUCCUUCUAAUCUUACU